This is a messenger RNA of Heteronotia binoei (common prickly gecko), 2747 nucleotides long. It is a transcript of the gene PWWP2B, whose product is annotated as PWWP domain containing 2B. NCBI's taxonomy places the organism in Eukaryota, Metazoa, Chordata, Lepidosauria, Squamata, Gekkonidae. The record is from RefSeq and is a predicted model, not a curated record. The transcript has 5 exons. The coding region runs from base 399 to 2186 and encodes 595 amino acids. Gene Ontology annotation, cellular component: nucleoplasm; nucleus.
AUAGUAACCUCGCCGAAUUGUCAAACAUUGUCAUGGUUAAAAGGGCCGGAGACAGGGAUCGCUCAGCUGUCCUGUACAAAGCCUGGAGCAACACCGUUUUAAAAUUCAGAGAAUCCUCUGGCAUAAAUGUGCAGGAUUCCGCCGUGGAACGUUACCGGGAGGGAAGCGUUGUGACGUCAGCGCACCUACUAAUCCUCCCUGCUGAGGGGGAGCCUGGAGCCAUGAGGUCAUCGCAGCGGCCACUGUAGCUAUCCUGAGAGCAGCAGCCGCCGCCGCCGCCAGCCCAGCAGCUUCGACGGCGGGGGGAGGGGAGCUGGCCUGAGCAAGGCCGUCUGGGAUCCCGCAGCCGCACUCCAGCUGCAGCCGAGCUUGCUGCCGCUGAGUUCCUCAGCAAAAGCAUGGAGGAGGAGGGUGAGGCGAAAGAGCCGCAGGUCGGCUCCUGGCUACCGGUGCUGGUGGAGCAGGUGGUGAACGACACCCUGGUGGUCACCUUGAGCUGCGGGGAGCGGCGCUUCACCGGGAUCCUCCUGGAUUGCACUAAAAAGUCUGGAUUGUUUUGUGUACCGCCGGCUUCAUUACCAAAGACUGAUGACCCUCCUAAACCUUGCGCUAAUGGGACAUCUGAAGACAGAGAACCUAAAAAGCUGGAGACUGAACUGUGGUCUUCAGAUGAAACACUUUCCAAGGCCAAUAGUGAGGAACAUGUUCCUCCCCUCUUGCCUCCACCACCAUCAGGCAGUGUUCCUCCUUACCCUCCCUAUUUUGAGGGAGCCCCUUUCCCCCCUCCCUUAUGGCUAAGGCGCACGUAUAAUCAGUGGGUACCACAGCCACCCCCAAGAACUAUAAAAAGGACAAGGAGACGCUUGUCCCGAAAUAGAGACCCAGGAAGGCUCAUCAUGAGCACCAUUAGGUUGAGACCAAGGCAAGUGCUUUGUGAAAAGUGUAAGAACACCCUAAAUCCAGAGGAGGAUGGUAAAGUAAGGCAAAAUGCUAAAACCAGAAGGAAACUAAGCAUUCAAGAUAAGGAGCAAAAAAGACACAGUGAAUCUGAGUAUGUAGAGAAGAGGAACAAAAGAGAAAAACGAGAAGAUGACAAGUUCUCUGGGGAGUUGCUGCAUCGGACUCCUGUUAUCAAAAUAUCUUACAGCACCCCACAAGGUAAAGGAGAAGUGGUGAAAAUUCCCUCUCGAGUUCAUGGCUCAGGGAAGCCAUUUUGUCCUCAGAGACUACUGCAGAAUGGAGGGGAGGACCAAGAAGAGGAUCGAGACUCAGAGCAGUAUCAGGAACCGAAAUGUUUUAUGGACAAGUCAUCAGGUGGCCAUCUUGCUUCCAUUCCAAAGCUGAAGUUAACUAGGCCUGUGCAUUCCAGCACAGAUGCGCCACCUCCAAAAAUCAGGCUGAAGCCCCAUCGAAUGAAUGAGGGGGAUAAUGUUUCAAUAUAUAAAGCUGAACUUAUUGAUGAGAUGAAUGUCCCUCCCAGCAGGAGAAGGUCUCAUGCUGCUGCUGAUGCUUUUUAUACUGACGAGUCUGCUGAUAGAAGUCUAGCAGAAAUGUCUUCAGGCAGCUCCUGUGAAGAGGAGGACUUCAAAAGGUUUCACCAAGGUAAAGAUGGACAUGAUAACUUGGCUUUUCUCAUGAAUUAUCGUAAAAGGAAAGCAGAUUCUUCUAGCUUAUCAGUAUGUAGCAAUGACAGCCUAGAUGAAUCCAAAUCUUCCAGCUCAGAAGUAACAUCCCCAGAAAUGUGUGACUUUUUACCUGGUGAUGAUGCAUCUGUCUCUUCUUCUUCAAAAGAGGAACGCAAAAUUGUGCCCCCAUUAACCGUUCGACUGCACACGCACAGCGUCUCCAAGUGUGUCACUGAAGAUGGAAGAACUAUAUCAGUGGGAGAUGUCGUUUGGGGUAAAAUUCAUGGCUUCCCAUGGUGGCCGGCCCGUGUUCUUGACAUAAAUCUGAGCCAAAAGGAAAAUGGAGACCCUUCUUGGCAGGAAGCAAAAGUUUCAUGGUUUGGUUCUCCAACAACAUCUUUCCUAUCUCUAUCAAAACUGUCCCCCUUCUCUGAAUAUUUCAAACUACGAUUUAAUCGUAAAAAGAAAGGGAUGUAUCGAAAAGCUAUUACUGAAGCUGCCAAGGCAGUGGAACACCUGACCCCAGAAAUAAGAGAUAUCUUAACACAAUUUGAAACAUAAUUUUGGCUUCAUUAACAGGUAACAGAAGAGCACAGCUGUUCUAGAGUUUCACGAAGUCUGUAAACAUCCUGACACACUCUCCAGGAGAUUCUUAUGGUUUUGCUGCAUAUGUGGCAGGAUGAGCUUUCAGACUGGCCUUGCUGAUCGACUCUAAGAGAUAACAAGCACCCAGGCUGCAUAGGAGACCCUCCAGAGGCUAGUCUGACCAAAAGUCAUAAGGCUAGUUAACAUGAGAGAAUCAGACUGACAAAAAAGAUAUUUAAACAUUUCAAUGGACAUGGGGAACUAAUGAACACCCCACCUGGAAUGUAUUUAUUACGUAAAAUGUUAGCCCCUCUUGAUAAUUCCUCUGCCGUUCCCCUCUCCACUCACACACAUAUUGCUGCUGCUUUUACUUAACAAGGUCUCUCACACUCUUGUUUAAUUUUAAAUGCCGCAAAACUGUUUACUCUGGUUGUAUACAGUCUUGAGAAGGGACUUGCAACAGAAUGGAAUCAGUGUAGUCUUAAGUCAAAUGGACUCACUUCUGUAUCUAUUAAAACUUGGAAAAUGUGCAACGCA